Molecule: messenger RNA, 1120 nt
Organism: Bemisia tabaci
Lineage: Eukaryota; Metazoa; Arthropoda; Insecta; Hemiptera; Aleyrodidae
Gene: ND-B17
Product: NADH dehydrogenase (ubiquinone) B17 subunit
Biological process (GO): mitochondrial electron transport, NADH to ubiquinone
Source: RefSeq, a predicted model, not a curated record
CCAUCAUCUCUUUCACGAAGAUAAUCUUUGACGUCACUGCUCACUGCCACCAUGUUAUCAAUUAUUAUCAACAAUCAAUUACAAUUUUUUGAGGUUAUUGGCUGCUGAAGAGUUAUAAGUUAUCGCCGGAGGUCGUCCUUCGAAUUUUUCAUCCUCGCCUGCAAUCAUGACGUCUAAAGUACCCUACAACGCCGAUACUGGGGGCGUUACUCCCAUGAACAUCGAAGGAAGACUCUUUGAUCAAAGAGAGCGUCUUCGGGGAAUGACUGAUGAGGACCGCAAAUUUCGUGCCCAGUUCUUGAAAGAUCAACGCUUAGCACCACAUGAGCCAGUCACACAUCUGCCUGAACUGUACUAUGACCUAGUUAAUCCUAUAAGGCGAUUCUACAGGAAACCUCUUGAUAUGGUCUUUGAUAAACUCAGAAUAGAAGAGCGAUUUGGACGUGAGACAGCUUUAUGUUAUCGUUUUUUCAUUGGAAAAGCUUUACUUUUGAUUGCCUCGGGUUAUGUUGCAACCUACUACUUUAUGUACAACCGUGGGACUUGGGAACGAAAGCACGGAUGGCACGUGCAUAUUGGUAGAGAGCCAGUUUACCCCGGUGAACCUGGAUACCCAAAACUUUCUAAUCGCACAUUUGCUGAUUACUGCGACAGAGAAUUCAAAAAUUCUCCAAUCUAAAUUGGACCUCUUGGAAUAAUGAACUUGAAAUCUUUUGAUGGUCCACCAGUUAAUUUUGGAGGUAUUAACUAUUUGAAUCUUAUUUUUUACUUCCCGGAGUUGGAAUUUGUAAAGCAAAUGAUUUAACUCUAGUUUGGAAAUAGUUUCUCCUGUGUAGAAUAACAAUCGCUUGUUUCUCUUUCUAUCAAAGUUUGUGGUCAUCAAAAGGUAGAAAAUUCAAUUUUUGUUAGUUUUGAUAUGUUGUUAUAGUUUUUGAGAUAUAAUGUAAUUUUACGUCAAUAUAUUGCCCUUAAAAGUUUGCCAAGGAGUUUUUCUGUAAUGUAAGAGAGAACUGUGGGUUUUUACCUCAGUUGUUUUUCUCCUCAAUCAGGAAAAUAACUUGUCUACUUGAAUUGUUAAAAACCUGUGAGAACAAAUAAAAAUAAAGGUAUCUCAAGAAAA